UGCCAAACAAACUUCUCUCUCUCUCUUUCUUUCUCUCUCACAAACUUUGUUGGCACAUUAAAAAGAGAAGACACUCAGAAAGAAGCAGCAAACAUAUAACACAAACACAUCACACAAAGAAGCUAAUAAGAAGCAGCAGCAGCAACAACAACAACACAAGAAAAGAAAAAAAGAAAGAACAAAAGGGUGUCUUAUUAGCUAGCUAAAUAUUUCAAAAAAAAGCUAGCUAAAAGAAUUUCAAUGGAGAAAGAAGUAUUUUUCAAGAUUCUUGGAUUUUCAUUCUUGGUUUCAAUUAUUAUGAUAAGGGUUGUGGCUUAUUUAUGGUUAAGGCCAAGAAAAAUUGAAGAACAUUUUGCCAAACAAGGCAUUAGAGGACCUCCUUAUAAAUUCUUCAUUGGAAAUGCUAAGGAAAUUGUUAGUCUUAUGUUAAAGGCUUCUUCUCAAACUAUGCCUUAUUCUUCUCAUAAUAUUCUUCCUAGAGUUCUCUCUUUCUAUCAUCAUUGGAAGAAAAUUUAUGGUGCAACAUUUCUAGUGUGGUUUGGACCAACACCACGUUUGGCUGUAGCUGAUCCUGAUCUUAUUAGAGAAAUUUUUACUACAAAAUCUGAAUUUUAUGAGAAAAAUGAAGCUCACCCUUUAAUUAGACAACUUGAAGGAGAUGGUUUACUUAGUCUCAAAGGUGAAAAAUGGGCUCAUCAUAGGAAAAUUAUUACCCCUACCUUCCAUAUGGAAAAUCUCAAAUUGUUAAUACCAGGGGCAGCAAGCAAAGUAAUUGAAAUGUUGGAGAAAUUGACACAAAAUUCAAAGAAUGGAGAAAUAGAAAUUGAAGUAUCAGAAUGGUUCCAAACUUUAACAGAAGAUAUUGUAGCACAAACAGCUUUUGGUCGUAGCUAUGAACAAGGAAAAGCUAUUUUUAGGUUACAAGCUCAACAAAUGGUCCUAGCUUCUGAAGCUUUUCAAAAAAUCUUCAUACCUGGCUACAGGUUUCUACCCACGAGACGGAACAUCAAAUCGUGGAAACUGGACGCGGAGAUUAAGAAAUCGUUAAUGAAGUUGAUUCAAGAAAGGACAGAGGAUUGGGGGAAAGAAAUGCAAGAAAAUGGGCCAAAAGAUUUAUUAGGCCUAAUGAUACAAGCAAGCAUGAAAGAAUCAUCAUUAUCAUCAUCCAUUAAUAGUUCUCUUAAUCAUAAUUCUGCAAUUAAUUCCUCUAUGAUUACUGCAAAUGAUAUUGCUGAAGAAUGCAAGACUUUCUUCUUUGCUGGUGAACAAACGACGUCGAAUUUGCUGACGUGGACAACCGUUUUGCUAGCCAUGCAUCCACAGUGGCAGGACUUAGCACGUGACGAAGUGAUCAAGGUGUGCGGCUCACGUGACAUACCUUCCAAAGAUGAUCUUGCCAAGCUUAAGAUGCUGAGCAUGAUACUCAAUGAGUCCUUGCGUCUUUACCCUCCGAUCGUUGCAACGAUCAGACGAGCAAAGACUGAUGUGGAUCUUGGAGGUUGUCAAAUUCCCCUCGGGACCGAAGUCUUGAUCCCGAUUCUAGCAGUUCACCACGAUCAAGCGAUCUGGGGCAAUGACGCGAAUGAAUUUAAUCCUGCUCGAUUUUCUGAGGGAGUAGCACGAGCCGCUAAGCAUCCUGUGGCAUACAUUCCCUUUGGGCUCGGAGUUCGUCAAUGCAUUGGCCAAAACUUGGCGAUCUUACAGACCAAGUUAACGUUAGCAAUUAUACUUCAACGGUUCACGUUACGAUUAUCGCCACAAUAUAAACAUGCUCCAACGGUUUUGAUGCUACUUCACCCUCAGUAUGGUGCACCUAUCAUCUUUCAACAACGGUUGUCCAACCCAACAAUUGUCAAAAGCUCUUGACAUGUCUAUAUUUUGGUGUGUGAUGAGUGCAUAUAUUUUCUUGGAGAAAAAAAAAAGAAAAAAAAUGAAAGUAGAAUUAAAUGUGUUAUUGCAAGGAGAAAUUAUAUAGGAAGUAGGGAGAAAAUUUAUUUAAUUCCUUUUUCUUGAUUUGUUUUUUUCAUUUUUCCUUUUUUUGCACCAAAUACUAGUACUAACUAACCCUUCAAGUAGAGUCAUGCCUUGUCUUUAUUUUGCCAAAAAAAAUGCUUGGAUUUUCGGCAUGUUUAUGUUAGGAUUUUUACAUAGUGACUCAAUAGGAUUUCCUAUUUUCCUACUCUUUGUAUAUGUGAUGUAUAUGGGCUCAAGUCCUAACAAAGUUUUGUAAUAUUUUCAUGUAUAUCUUUUGAAAUGGUAGCUUUUGUGUUGCAUC
Molecule: messenger RNA, 2275 nt
Organism: Nicotiana attenuata
Lineage: Eukaryota; Viridiplantae; Streptophyta; Magnoliopsida; Solanales; Solanaceae
Product: cytochrome P450 734A1-like
Exons: 5
Coding region: 241-1866 (541 amino acids)
Biological process (GO): brassinosteroid homeostasis; brassinosteroid metabolic process
Molecular function (GO): monooxygenase activity; heme binding; oxidoreductase activity, acting on paired donors, with incorporation or reduction of molecular oxygen
Source: RefSeq, a predicted model, not a curated record